Bolinopsis microptera is the source of this 1173-nucleotide messenger RNA. Its product is annotated as speckle-type POZ protein homolog. The record is from RefSeq and is a predicted model, not a curated record. Gene Ontology annotation, molecular function: protein binding. The transcript has 9 exons. Lineage: Eukaryota; Metazoa; Ctenophora; Tentaculata; Lobata; Bolinopsidae. The coding region runs from base 1 to 1173 and encodes 390 amino acids.
AUGAACCACUGGAUCAUUACCGUUAACUUAUCUACUGUUAACUUUGUUCAGAAGGAUUCUGUCAAGAUAUUGAUGAAGAUAGUAUGGGAAGUGAAGAACAUAGUGAAGAUCCUUACAGAAAAAGUGACAAGUGGAAACACAAAGGGAGUUAACCUGGAGAGCCCCAGUUUUUCACUAUUGAUAGGAGGAAGGAAAGUGAGCUGGCACUUCAGACUGGCCUGUUUCGAUCUGCAAGAUGGGAACGUAGGAAUGUACCUCAUCAUGGACCACGAGCCAGACCGCUCCAUCGACUUUGAGAUGAAGUGCAGGUUUGCUUGUAUAGAUGAGUUUAGAGACGAGGUACACAGAAGGGAGGGGUUCAUGCAGUUCGAACCUGACAAGCUCUGUUUAGGGUUUCGGAACUUCGUCCAUCACAGCCACAUUCUGAUACCGAAAAGUAAUAUAAUAAUGAGAGGAACACUGUACGUGACAUGUACACUUUACUCAACUAGCGGACCUGACGAAUAUUACUCAUCUGAGUGGAUUGAUACAGUACUGGGAGAGGACACGAGCAUCAGUAACUCAAUAGUCUGUCACGAGAGUCUAUGGCUCAUCCCUCCGUGCAUGUCUCACAGAAGCGACAUUGAUCAGCUCCACAACGCUACUACUGAGAUGUUACACACUAUGUAUACACUAGGACUGUUUGCUGAUGUCAAGGUGACAUGUGGAGACAAAAUCUUUAACCUUCACAAAUCAGUUCUGAGUGCAUGGAGCGAGGUUUUUCUAGCCAUGUUCUCGUCGCCCAUGAUAGAGAGGGAGGGAGACCUCAACAUCACCGACUGUUCUGAGGUCACUUUCGAGAAUCUUGUGAGGUAUCUUUACUCAGAGCAGAUCCCUGACACUGAGGGUGAAGUUACUGAUCUACUGAUAAUUGCAGAUAAGUACCUUAUCUCUAGACUGAAAAGGAGAUGUGAAGAGGUUAUGAUAGAAUAUAUGCAAGUGCACAAUAUAGCGGAGUUAGCCGAGCUAGCCACCAAACAUGGUUGCCAACUUCUCAAGAACAAGCUUGUUAACUUCAUUAAAGAUAACAGGGAAGAACUGUCUUACGAUGAGGAUUUAAAAGAUAUUCUUAUCGGAGAUCCUGAUAUGCUGUGGAGACUCAGUAUUUUAGAGAGAAAAGGAAAAUCUUUAUAG